AUGGAUCCUCUUAGCAUUACCGCUGCGAUAGCAAGCCUUGCUGUCCCUGCCAUACAGUGUGCAUCCCAUCUCUCAGCCGAAAUCAGCAGCCUGGUAAAAGCGCCACAGAUCGUCCAGAGCCUCAAAGACGAUGUCUCAUCUACCGAAGCAGUCCUCAUAUCGCUCCAAGGAAUACAAGAUUCAGAAUGGGAGGCCCUGGGACCAAUCGUGGCUGAUCAGUCUAAAGUGGCCAUCAAGAAUUGCGAGAAAGCAUGCGAGGGUUUUCGGGUCAACCUGCAGAGUUGGACAAAGCAUUCGAAGGAGGGGCAGCUAUACAGUUCGAUCCGCCACUCGUACGUCACCGAGGACAUCAGGCGCAAGAUCUCGACCAGCGGGGUUGAAGUCUCAAGCGCUCUUGGAUCGGCUAAGACGCAACUCGCAGGUGUUGAAAGAGAAAUGGGACGAAUACGACUUGAAGAUACGGCGGAUGACGCAGAUAACAGAGAAGAUACAAAGAACACGAUCAGACAGUUGCAGGAAGAACGUGCGGCUCUUCAGUGCUCGCGCAAGAUGUUAGAGGAGUUGCAGCAGAAAGCUCGAGAGGACGCGGUGAUGCAAGCUGCAAACCAAAACCAGGGUCGGCUACACAAUAUUACGCUCGGAGGUACUGUCUAUGGACAGCAGAAUGCAAUCGUUAAUGGCGGCACCUGGACGCAGAACUUCGGAUACAAGCCAACAUGA
Messenger RNA from Didymosphaeria variabile, 720 nucleotides. RefSeq lists its product as uncharacterized. The coding region runs from base 1 to 720 and encodes 239 amino acids. NCBI's taxonomy places the organism in Eukaryota, Fungi, Ascomycota, Dothideomycetes, Pleosporales, Didymosphaeriaceae. The transcript is spliced from 2 exons. The record is from RefSeq and is a predicted model, not a curated record.